Molecule: messenger RNA, 3557 nt
Organism: Rana temporaria (common frog)
Lineage: Eukaryota; Metazoa; Chordata; Amphibia; Anura; Ranidae
Product: C-type lectin domain family 17, member A-like
Exons: 13
Coding region: 1866-2993 (375 amino acids)
Source: RefSeq, a predicted model, not a curated record
AUGCAUUUGGUUUGAGUCGUGAAUCUCUGUCUUCACCUCAGUUUUAAUUUAACUACUUGAGAAAAAGAAAAUUCACAAAGUUUGUGCUCUUGUGACAAAUGAACUUUAAAUUGAGUGCUUUUUUUCUUGCUGCUAACAGUUAACUAUUCUCUUGAGUUCUUUGCUAAUAAACGGUGGUUCAGAAGAAAAUAUUUCAGAAACAAGAAGAGAAAGACAGAAGAGGAAGACAAACUGAAGUAGACUGUGACUUCAUGGGUGUUCUCUAAAUAACCAUCCCUGGGGACCUUCUGGUUGGGUGUGUUCAGAUCUGCUUCGUUAAACUUUGGUGGGAAGAUAGAGGAAUGUUUGUUGGGUGGCAAUUAACAUGUAAGUGUGAAAUCAAGCUGAUAUCGAAGAAGAGUGCGCACAGAGUGGGUGGGUCCACGUGAUGCUUAAAGAAUGGAGAAGUCUAUAAAGAACAUGCACACAAUCUCUAAAGCGUUAGACUGGUGCUGGGAGCUCCGUGGAUGCUAACAUUUGCAUAUAGAAUGCUGAUAGCAUGGAUUAGAAUACUGAGUCUGCAGAAUCCCUGGGAAUUUAGAGUGGUGUUAAAAUAGAGUGGUCUAUAGAGUAGGGUAGUCUAUAGAGUGCUGAUUGAGUGGAGUGGUCUAUAGAGUAGGGUAGGCUAUAGAGUGCUGAUUGAGUGUAGUGGUCUAUAGAGUAGGGUAGGCUAUAGAGUGCUGAUUGAGUGGAGUGGUCUAUAGAGUAGGGUAGUCUAUAGAGUGCUGAUUGAGUGGAGUGGUCUAUAGAGUAGGGUAGGCUAUAGAGUGCUGAUUGAGUGGAGAGGUCUAUAGAGUGCUGAUAAUGUUGAGUAGUCUAUAGAGCACUGAGAUUUGAUUAGUGUUGGUAGAGCUGAGUAGUCUUUAGAGUGCUGAUAGAGUUGGAAAGUCUAUAGAGUGCUGAUAGUGUGAACUGGAAGAUUGAGUACACAGAAUUCCUGAUUUACUUUGAUGAUAGAAUAGGGUGGUCUAAAGGGUGCUGAUUAAGUGGAGUAUUCUUUAAAGUGCUAAUAGAGUUGAGUAGCCUUUAGAGUGCUGAAAGAUUUGAGUAGUUCAUAGAGUGCUAAGAAUUGAUUAGUUUAUCAAGUGUUGGUAGAGUCAAAUAGUCUUUAGAGUGCUGAUAGAGUUGAAUGGUCUAUAGAAUGCUGAGAGAGUAGACUUGAAUAUUGAGUAUGCCGAAUCCCUGAUCCUGUGGGACUACAAAGCGCUGGUAGAAUAGAGUGGCCUAUAGAAUAAGGUGGUCUAUAGAAUGCUGAUAGAGUUGAGUAGCCAUUAGAGUGCUAAGACUUGAAUUGUUUUGAGACUGUCAGUUGGGUAGUCUAUAGAAUGUUGAUAGAUUAGAGUGGUGUAAAGAGUGCUGAUAGAAUUGAGUAGUCCAUAGAGUGUUGAUCAUUUGGAAGGGCAUAGAGAAUUUUGCUACAGUGGACAGGACUUUAGCUCUGCUAGUUUGGAAAGGUUUGCAGAAUGCUUACAUAAUAGACAGUUCUAUAGAGUACCUAGGCUGUGGACAGCUUGGUCCAGUGCUGGCAGUGUGAACUGGAAUAUUUUGUGGCCACAUGUAGAGUACCAAAGUGUAAAUGGAUCUUAUAGGCAUACAGUGCUAAGUAUAGCAUGUAGAGGUUUGUAGAGCAAUAAUACAUUCUCACUUUUGUAAAAGUAUAUAUGGUGUCAGUAAUUCAAUCAAGUCAGUUGCAUGGUUAUAGGAAUAGAUUAUGAACAGGACUGUAGAUCUCUAAUAAUAGAUAGCUGUACUUCUGAAAAUGCACAUAGUGUGUUAAUAGUGUGCUAAAUUAGUGCUGGUAGUGUGUUAAGAACACCCUUUACAGAAUGCAGAACGUUUACUCAAUAAGACAACAGAAAAAAGCAUGCGGCAUAGUGGAUGACGAUGAGGAUGAUUAUGAGAAUGUGAGCGACAUUACCAGACCAGUACCUGUGCCAAAACGAGAGAAGAAGAUCGGCAACACAUGCAUGAUGGAAGAUCUGCAACUAAAAUCAUGCAGCAUAGUCGAUGAUGAUGACGAUGAUUAUGAGAAUGCAAGUGACCUUAGCAGGACGCCAGCUGUACCAGCCCGUGAGAAGAAGAUCGAUACCACUGGCAAAAUGGAAGACCUUCACCUAAAAAGCUUACCUAAACCUGUGAACUUUAGCUGUAACCAGGAUCAUCUUAAUGUGGCAUCAGGCACAAGUGCAGGACUGUCAUUUCAGCCACCAUUUCAGCCACCUCGUAUAGGGCUUGAUUUCUCAUCUUCAGCUGUAAAUUCAGCAUUUAAGGACUUGCCAGAUGUACCAAUCAGUAAAAGGAAUCAAGGACCAGGAUGGAUGAAAUUAGUCUUGGUGAUGUGCCUCAUUCUCAUAUUCUUGAUGGUCAUACUUAUAACCAGCAUUAUGUUAAUCUAUUAUCCCAGUAUCUCCAAUCAACUGUCAGACAUUAAACAGAAUGUGUCUGAAAUUGAGGUGACAGCCAGGAUAGAAAUGGAUAUCGGAGCUGAAAACCUGAGACGAGUGAAUGAAACAUUUGGAAACAAAAUAAACAGCCUUGAAAAGGAAAUCCUGUCCAUUAAAAGAUUUGUGGGUCUCUGCACCUCCUGUCCACCAGACUGGAACAUCUUGGGCUCCACUUGUUAUUAUUUCUCCAAAUCCCACAAGAAAUGGGAGGAGUCAAGAAAAGAUUGCAUCAAGCGUGGCUCUACUCUUCUUAUCUUGAAAAGCAAGAAAGAACUGGAUGUGUUGCUGCCAGCAACCGGUAAUAAGAGGUUCUGGAUUGGGCUAAGAAAAGUUUCCGGGGCUUGGAAAUGGGUGGAUGAAACUGUCCCAACAUUUACAAACUGGAAUCCUGGUGAACCAAACAACUAUGAAUCUCGAGAGCACUAUACAGAGAUGAUAGCAGGGAAAUGGAAUGACUUGGACAGCCAAAACACCAUAGACUACAUUUGUGAGAGACUGGCAGACUGCUGAGAUACUACUACUAUAUGCUCAUCUGUUACUCCUUCCUCUGAGUUCAUUCUCCCAACCAUAGGACUCUCAUCAGUUACUCUAGCUAUUAAAGUUCAAACUUUCAGUUCAAAGUGGAAAUAAAGUCGGCAGAUACUCAUCUCCACCUUCCAGCGAUGCGACCCUUAGAUCCCUUGCCAGCCGCCCACAUAGUUUCCCCAGUCCUUUUCUGGCACUUCAGCCUCCUGAUUGUCUGGGAGAGGAUGAUGUGACUCCAGGAUAUGCACAUGGGAGUCAUGCUUUCUGGCACCCCUGCAGUGUGUCGGAAAUGUUCACUGAGCUGCACAUGCACAGCUCAGUUUUCUUUCAGUAGAGGAUUGUGAGCAGAGGUAAGUUUGUCUUAUUGCAGAAGAGACACUGCAUAUCUCUUUUGCGAUAUAGAGUUGCCUGCCGCAGUGCUGCUACAUUUUUUUAUUUUAGAUUUUAGUUCCACGUUUAAUCAGAUAAAUGCAUUCCAGGUGCAUCAACACUAUAAGGUUCAAAUCUUACAGGGCCAGAUUCAAAUAGAAUUGCCUAUCUUUAGGCGGG